AUUAAAUCGUUUAAUUCCUUCAAAACCCCUAUGAGACAGUGCCAACAAGGUGGCCACCAGCACACAUGAGCAGAGAAGGAAGGCUUUCUACGAGAGGCGCCUGAGGCCCGUUGUGAGGACAAGCGGGACCCCUUGCCCCCGCUGAGGCUCCACCCGUGCCCUCUCCAGGAGCACAGGAGGCUGCCGUGGCCCCAGCCAAGGAGAACAGAGUGGCCAUGGGGGCCAAGGAGACAGGGGUCCCCACUGGGCCCAGGCAGAAGUCCUGGAUGGGGCAGCAUUUCUCCCUGCUGCUGCGGCGGCACCGGCAGGCCCAGAAAGCUGGGCAACUCUUCUCGGCGUUCCUGGCCCUCAACCUGGUGCUCCUGGGUGGCGCCUUCAUCUGCAGCAUGAUUUUCAACAACGUGGCCAUCACCCUGGGUGACGUGUGGAUCCUGCUGGCCGUGCUGAAGGCCCUCUCCCUCUUCUGGCUCCUCUACUACGAGGCUGGCACCACCCAGCAGCCGCACGCCGUGCUCUACCGGGACCCGCACGCUGGGCCCCUCUGGGUGCGGGGCGCCCUGGUGCUGUUUGGCAGCUGCACCAUCUGCCUCAAUGCCUUCCGCGUGGGCUACGAUGUGAGCCACAGCCAAUGCAAGUUGCAGCUCGAGCUCAUCUUCCCCGUCAUCGAGAUCAUCUUCAUUGGCAUCCAGACCUGGGUGCUCUCGAAACACUGCAAGGACUGUGUGCAGGUCCAGACCAACUUCACUAGGUGUGGCCUGAUGCUGACCCUUGCCACAAACCUGCUGCUCUGGGGUCUGGCCGUCACCAAUGACUCCAUGCAUCGCAAGAUCGAGGCUGAGCUCAGCGCCCUGAUGGAAAAUUUCUCAGGCAACGAGACCACCACCUGCCUGUGCCUCAACAGCACGGCGUGCAAGGUCUUCCGGAAGGGCUUCCUGAUGCUCUACCCCUUCAGCACCGAGUACUGCCUCAUCUGCUGUGCUGUGCUCUUUGUCAUGUGGAAGAAUGUCGGCCGCCGCCUGGCGCCCCAUACGGGGUCCCACCCCAGCACCCCACCCUUCCACCUCCACGGGGUCAUCUUCGGGCCGCUGCUGGGCCUGCUGGCCCUGGUGGCCGGCGUGUGCGUCUUCGUGCUCUUCCAGAUUGCGACCGGUGGCCCAACCAUCGGGCACCAAUACUUCACCCUCUACUAUGCUUUCUAUGUGGCCAUACUCCCCACCAUGAGCCUGGCGUGCCUGGCGGGCAUGGCCAUCCACGGGCUGGAGGAGCGCGAGCUGGACACGCUCAAGAACCCCACCCGCAGCCUGGACGUGGUGCUCCUGAUGGGCACGGCCCUGGGCCCAGUGGGCAUUGCCUACUUCUCCAUCGUGGCCAUCGUGGCCACUAGCCCGCAUGAGCUGCUCAACCGCCUCAUCCUGGCCUACUCGCUGCUGCUUAUCCUGCAGCACGUCACCCAGAACCUCUUCAUCAUCGAGGGCCUGCACCGGCGUCCGCUCUGGGAGGCGGCUCCCCAGAACCCGGCGGGCAAGCAGGAGGCUGAGCUGCCCCGCAGGGGUUCCCUGCUGGAGCUGGGCCUGGGCCUACGACGGGCCUCGCUGGCCUACAUCCACUCCUACAGCCACCUCAACUGGAAGCGGCGGGUGCUCAAGGAGAUCUCGCUGUUCCUCAUCCUCUGCAAUAUCACGCUAUGGAUAAUGCCAGCGUUUGGCACGCACCCGGAGUUUGAGAAUGGGCUGGAAAAGGACUUCUACAGCUACCGGACGUGGUUCACCAUCGUCAACUUCGGCCUGCCCCUGGGAGUCUUCUACCGCAUGCACUCGGUCGGGGGGCUGGUGGAGGUCUACCUGGGGGCCUGAGGCUGCCCGAGGAACCCAGCCCUGCCAAGCCCUGAGCACCAAGGUGGGGGAGAAGGUAGCCUGGUCUCUGAGCAGACACCCCCCCCUUCCAGGGCGAGCAGCCUGGGAUCCCCCAAACCUCCCCUUCUGCCCAGCCUCGUGGAGCGGGCAGCACACAGGCUGUGGCCUGGACGCUGAGCCUCUGAGGCCCAGGGCUCACCACCCCGGCGAGUACAACUAUGGGGGGGGAUUUUCUGGGAGGGUCAGACCUAAAUGACUGGGUCUGGGGAGUUUGGAGAGGGGCGCCCCUUCCCCAGAACUCCGGGAAGCUCGGCUCAGGCGGGCGGCCCUGCCCC
This is a messenger RNA of Choloepus didactylus (southern two-toed sloth), 2188 nucleotides long. RefSeq names its product otopetrin 3 (gene OTOP3). Gene Ontology annotation, molecular function: proton channel activity. Lineage: Eukaryota; Metazoa; Chordata; Mammalia; Pilosa; Megalonychidae. The transcript has 8 exons. Bases 216 to 1853 code for a protein of 545 amino acids. Gene Ontology annotation, biological process: proton transmembrane transport. The record is from RefSeq and is a predicted model, not a curated record. Gene Ontology annotation, cellular component: membrane.